Messenger RNA from Schistosoma spindalis, 4013 nucleotides. NCBI's taxonomy places the organism in Eukaryota, Metazoa, Platyhelminthes, Trematoda, Strigeidida, Schistosomatidae. The record is from the annotation of a GenBank genome assembly.
GGAUAGCUGGAAAGGUAUCAAAGAAACAUUAACUUCAACGUGUCAAGAGGUUCUGGGCCCCAAGAAGCAUCAUCACAAGGAAUGGAUCUCUACAGAAACACUGGACAGGAUCAAAGAAAGAAAGAACAAGAAGACAGCAAUUAAAAACAGUCGAACAAGAGCAGAGAAAGUCCAAGCACAAGCAGAGUACAUAGAAGCAAACAAGAAAGUGAAGAAGAGCGUAGAGCUGAUAAGCAAAAAUACGUGGAAGAACUAGCAACGACGGCGGAAAAAGCUGCAAGAGAAGGAAAUAUGAGACAGCUUUACGAUACGACGAAGAAGCUUGCAGGGAAAUACAGUAAACCAGAGAGACCAGUCAAAGACAAAGAAGGAAGACCAAUCACUGAGAUUCAACAACAGCGCAACAGAUGGGCAGAGUACUUCGAGGAACUCCUGAACAGGCCGGCUCCAAUGAAUCCACCGGACAUCGAAGCAGCACACACAGAUCUUCCUAUAAAUGUCAAUCCACCAACGACAGAAGAAAUCAGAAUGGCCGUCAGACAAAUCAAGAGCGGGAAAACAGCAGGACCUGACAAUAUACCAGCUGAAGCGUUGAAGUCAGACAUCGAAGUAACUACAAGCAUGCUUCAUCUUCUAUUCAAGAAGAUUUGGGAGGAGGAACAAGUGCCGAUGGAUUGGAAAGAAGGACACCUCAUCAAGAUUCCAAAGAAAGGAGAUCUGAGCAAGUGUGAAAACUACAGAGGCAUUACACUACUGUCAAUACCGGGUAAAGUCUUCAACAGAGUGUUACUGAACAGGAUGAAAGACGCAGUUGACGCUCAACUUCGAGAUCAACAAGCUGGAUUCCGUAAGGACCGGUCGUGCACAGACCAGAUUGCGACACUACGGAUCAUCGUCGAACAAUCAAUUGAGUGGAACUCGUCACUCUACAUCAACUUCCUUGAUUAUGAGAAGGCAUUUGACAGUGUAGAUAGGAGGACGUUAUGGAAACUUCUUCGACACUACGGAGUUCCUGAGAAGAUUGUCAACAUUAUCCGGAACUCAUACGAUGGACUACAGUGCAAAGUAGUGCAUGGAGGACAGCUGACAGACGCAUUCCAAGUAAGGACCGGAGUAAGACAAGGCUGUCUACUCUCUCCCUUCCUGUUUCUUCUGGUGGUCGACUGGAUUAUGAAGACCUCGACAUCUGAGAGAAACUACGGCAUACGAUGGACAGCUCAGAACCAAUUAGACGACUUGGACUUCGCAGAUGACCUAGCCCUCCUAUCACAUACACACGAACAAAUGCAGAUAAAGACAGCCAGCAUAGCAGCAGUCUCUGCAUCAGUAGGCCUCAACAUACACAAAGGGAAAACCAAGGUCCUCAAACACAACACGGAGAACAGCAAUCCAAUCACUCUUGAUGGCGAAACUCUGGAAGAUGUGGAAUCCUUCACAUACCUGGGAAUCAUCGUCGACAAACAAGGAGGUUCAGAUGCGGACGUAAAGGCGAGGAUUAGCAAAGCAAGGACAGCAUUUCUUCAAUUAAAGAACAUAUGGAACUCAAAACAACUUUCAACCAAUAUCAAAGUCAGAAUCUUCAAUACGAACGUCAAGGCAGUUCUACUGUACGGAGCUGAAACUUGGAGAACUACAACAACCACCAUCAAGAAGGUACAGGUAUUUAUCAAUAGCUGUCUACGCAUGAUACUCAACAUCCAUUGGCCGGAUAUCAUCAGCAACAGCCUUUUGUGGGAGAGAACCAACCAGCUUCCAGCUGAAGAGGAAAUUAGGAAAAGACGAUGGAAAUGGAUAGGACAUACAUUGAGGAAAUCAUCAAACUGCAUUACGGGACAAGCGCUAACUUGGAAUCCUGAAGGGAAGCGGAAAAGAGGAAGGCCAAAGAACACAUUGCAUCGGGAAAUAGAAGCAGAUAUAAAAAAGAUGAAUAAGAACUGGAAAGAGCUUGAAAGGAUUGCCCACGACAGGGUUGGAUGGAGAAUGCUGGUGAGCGGCCUAUGCUCCUUCACGAGGAGUAACAGGCGUAAGUAAGUAAGUAAGUGAUUUCAGACGUUGAAUUACAUGUUCAAGAACAAAUUAGAAUGAGUGAUGUCCUUAGGAUUUCCUUUCAAUGAACAAAUAAUAUUUCGGAAAGCUGAAGAAUUAUCUAAAAACCAUUUAUCGAAUCAUAAUUAUUGUUAUGUAACGAUUGACUAUUAGAUACCUUGAAAAUUUAAUAAGAAGCUGUGACCUGUUAAACUCAAUCAAAUCUGGAGCAAAACAGUAACUCAUUGAUGACAAUGAAUGAUAGAUAAGCUAUUUAGAGCGAAUUAACUAGAGCUUAAAGUCAUAAUAGUCAAAAGAUUUUGUGCCGACUAUGAGAUCCAAAAGGUAUAUAGUAUUGGUCCCAAUAUAGGAUACCUAACUAAGACAGAAUAGUUAUUCAGUACUCUCUUAUUUUUGCAUAUAAUAACUAUUCGACACCUUUUAUACUACAAAUGUCGAUUCAUAACCAAUAGAAGUCCAUGAUGAAUUAUGCUUUUAUAGUUAUAAUGAUCAUAAAAAGUUGGUAAUUCAUACACGUAGGUAAACAGAAAUAUAAUCGACCAACAAACAACACGAAAUCACACCUAUUUUAAGUGAAAGUUGUUUAAUUGUCGUCUACUCUGUUGACUAUUUCAAAACUAAGAUUGAUCUUAGUUGAAAAAAAUUCUUUCAAAACUGUUAAUCAAAAAUGAUCAUUUGAUUGAACAUAUGAAAUAAUUACUGAGAUAAAAAAAAAUGCUUAAAAGUAUAAUGAAUAAUAUUUCAUACUGGAAAGUUAUAAUUUGACUUCCUACACAACCACCCAGGAUUCGUAUGAAUCAAAAACUGUCAUAUCAACAUGUCAAUAUAAAUAAUUAAAUGAACAUGUAUGUAUGUCAUGGUUAAUAAAACAGAAGAACUUAUCCCUCAGUGAAUUGUUUGAUUGUCGACUUAUUUAACAUUCAGGCACUAACAAAGAUUUAAGUGAAUACUCGUUCCCAAGGAACAUUUGGGUUUCCGUAUCUUUAAAAUAUGACUAAGCUAUUUAUUUGAUCAUAAGAAAUGAAUAAUGACUAGAAGUAUGGAGUUACACAAACGAAAAUUUAUAAGUUGAAUAGUUAAAUUAUAGUAUGUCUUACAGACAAAAAUUCAUUCAACACGAAUCGAUCAUUUAUUAGUAACCAACAUUAUCGUGUUUCUUAGUAUUGUUGGAAUUCUAUAUUUCAGGAUUAAGUAACCAGACAUUGUAAUUCGUUUACUUGAUAAUUCACAGUAAUCAAAGUUAAAAGAAUAAAAGGUUUCGUUUAAGUUAUAACUUGUCAACGAUCUGUGGUGUUAAAGGUAAUUUAGGAGCAUGAUAUCAUUUAUGGUUACUGAUAACCCUUAUUCACUAGUGUCAAGAAUCAAGAGACAUGGUUUUCAAGAAUUUUACAAGCAAAUAGAACAACAAUUGAGAAUAGAAGAAAUGUAGACAACUUUUAUUUUGUAACCGGAAAGUAAAAAUCAAAACCUACUAAUUUCAUGAUGACAAUUUUUAGUUACAUCAUCAGGUAAGGAGACAGUUAGUUACUUUUCAGAUGUCGUCAUUUUGUUUACUCUUACUAUCAAAGUAUGCAACACGUUCUAAUGAUAUUACAUAUUUUACUAAUCAGAGAUUAUUACUAAGCUUAGUGAAGAAAUAAUUAAAAACCUGAGUUUCUUUUUAUAUAUUUAAAUGUCAAGUUUAAGGGUCAUGAAGUAUCUUUCAAAUUUACUUACAGGUAAAAAAAUGUGAGCCUAAUUGCUGUCUUGUGCUCCCUGAUUUUCAAAGGUUUUUCAGCUACUUUACAUUUUCACUGCUGGAUAUGAGAUCUGAGGCUCCUAGACUUUAUUCCAUGUGAAGUUGUGGAUGAACCUUCCUAAGAAGUAUCAAACUACAAGUAAACACAUUCACAGCUCUCACUGGCUUUUCAGCUGAAUCUAUUCCAUGGUGAAUGUCAUCUUUGAAUAGAAACAAAUCUUCUUAGAGC